GUGCUUAUCAUGUGCCUCCUGUAUAUGAUAUGAAUUGUACAGCUUGCCAAGAUGUUAUUUUAGUACUUUUACUUCGUCCAGCUCGUCAACCGACAGCCUCCGAGCAAUCACGCUAGCUCCUUUUCGGUCGCAUCUUACUGAAAGCUUUAUACUGUUACUCAGUUAUCCGGCAAAUACAGAGCGACGCUUUUUCACUACCGUAAAGGGGCGCAUCCUGUGACAGCUUUGCUUGCGCUCGAGCCUAGCAGCCGUCUUCGCGAGGAAUGCAAGCAGCGCUGACAUGUUGCAGCCAUGCGUCGGCGAGCGUGGGGCGAUACGCUUCUCGCAGCACCCUUGCUGGAGCGAUGCAAGUCCAUCCGGCUACGCCCAUGCGAGGCUGCCAGUUGGGUUGCGGAGCCAGCGCGCGCCAAUUUACACCAAGGACACCAGCUCGUGCGCCAGUGCGGCUUGGACGUCGCGGUGUUGUUGUGUGCAACGCGGUUGCAAAAAACUUUUAUGAGAUCCUGGGUGUGUCUCAGUCAGCCUCCGACCGGGAUAUCAAGUCGGCGUACCGCAAACUAGCCAUGAAGCUGCACCCAGAUGUCAACAAAGCGCCUGACGCCCAAAAGCGGUUCAUGGAGGUUAAGGUGGCGUACGAGACACUGUCGGACGGCAAGCAGCGGGCCGAGUACGACAGGAGAUUGCGGGUGGGGUACGGCGGCUUCAGCGGCAGCAGAGCAGGCAGCGGUUACAGCGGUACCGGCAGCCGGACUGGAGGCACGUACGGCAGUGGCGGUUGGGUUCCCAACAUCAACCAGGAGCCCAUGCCGGGUCUGGACGACCUCAUUCGUGAGCUGGAGCGGGAGUUCACUGCCUGGGCUAACGAGCAGCGCGCCAAGGGCUCUUCGAGUGGCGAGAAGAGCCUGUUGGAAGAGUUGGAGGACCUCGGAGGGGAGUUCCUGGACUUUCUGGAGGAGUCGCUGGGUAUCAAGGAGGAACCCAAGAAGGCCUCAGGAGGAGGCGCAGCUGCAUCAGGGCGAUCGAGCAGCUCGCAACAAACGAGGUCAGCAGCGGAGCGGUUUGACGCCUUCUGGCAGCAGUACGGCACUGACGGUGCAUCCAGCAGCAGCAGCAGCAAUAACAGCAGGAGUAACGGGAACACCAGCAGCGGCAGCAGUAACAGGAACACCAGCAGCAGCAGCAACGGCGGCAGUGGUGCUAGCAGCUCCUCGGCCGGCGGCGCAUCCGGUGGAAGACCGUCUUCAGCGUCGACGUCGUCAAAAGCACCAAGCUCCUCGGGAACUUCGGGACCAGCACGAUCCGUGGACGACGAGAUUGAGGCACAACUCCAGGCGCUCAAAAAGAAGCUAAACAAGCUAUGACCCAUGGGUCCCACACAACCCGCCGUACAAUGCGAUUCGCUGAGCUGCAUUGGGCGUUGUGUUGUGCUCGUGCAAAAGCGAGAGCAACGCGGGUAUAACUCUCAGAACUCUACCAUCGUGAGCGAGCCCUUGUAAUGCGCACGAAUUGUAAACCCAGAAGCUGUUG
This is a messenger RNA of Astrephomene gubernaculifera, 1527 nucleotides long. The record is from the annotation of a GenBank genome assembly. NCBI's taxonomy places the organism in Eukaryota, Viridiplantae, Chlorophyta, Chlorophyceae, Chlamydomonadales, Astrephomenaceae.